AUGUCCAAAGCACAUCCCGAAAUCAAGAACACCCACGCCUCGCCUCCUUCCUGCCACGACAUCGCACCCCUUGCCGUACUCCCCGAGGAGCUGCCGAACCGCGUCUACAGCUUCUUAUGUGUUAAUACCCGUCGUGCUCAGACUCUCAUUGUCGCUCGCCUUCCAAAGUCGCACCAUCACCGAUUCAUCCCCGAUCUCUACGAACGCCUCCAAGUAACAGAGGAAAUCCUCGAUAGAGGUUUCUUCAAAGGUCUCCUGAACGGGGUUGAUGAUGACGCUGAAGGUGGUUCAAGGUCGACUCGAAGAAGAGCCCUUGCUCUGCAAAGGGAUCUCCUGGGGUACUGUAAAUCUGUAGUCAAUACGUCCUUGUACGCCUGGGCUGCUAUCAAAGACGCCAUCAAACCAGCGACUUCUCCGCCCAUCGGGAGACCCGCCGUCCCCACCUCCACCUUCUCAAUCCCCUCCCCCCUCCCAUCAUCCACCGACCGAGAAGAAGAACCUCACACCGCCUCUCACGGGGCGGGAGAUGCUACCGAGACCAAUGCAUCCACGCCAACUCCGUACGACCCAGGGCACCAGACCCAGCCCGCCGCCGACCAACCGCCGCCCUCCAGGCCCGCCGUCGACCGUGGACAAUCGUCUUCCGCUGCUCCUCCUCCUCUUCUUACAUAUAAGCCACUCUACAGAUGCAACAACCCGAGCGACAAUGCCCACUCCGACUUCAACGUCCCACAAUCGGCCGCUACCUCGGCAUCCCAUCAUCCCUGGUUGACCGACUCCUCAGCAAACAAUCGUCCCCCACUCCCCCUCGAUGAUCCAUCCUCUUCUACUUCCCCGACCUCAAUGCUCCGUGCAGCCCCUACCCCGACCUUGAAGCCACCAGGAAGCAUCAAUCCCAACCAAGUCCCAUGGGGCGGUGGACAGCAAGGGCAAGCGGGCGGUGGGCGAGAACGACCCUUUCUUGGGGGGGCGGCGGAUGAAGAAGUGGAGAGUGUAGAGGAAUCUGGGGACGACAACAACGGAGAAAAUGGGGAGGAGGAAAGACUCCACCGCCAAACCACGUCAGAAGCCUCUUCUGCCUCAACGCCCUCCUCCAAUGCCACGGAUGCUGCGUUCGAACAGAACAGACUGAUGCCACGUUGGGGAUAG
Cryptococcus wingfieldii CBS 7118 is the source of this 1149-nucleotide messenger RNA. RefSeq lists its product as hypothetical. The coding region runs from base 1 to 1149 and encodes 382 amino acids. Lineage: Eukaryota; Fungi; Basidiomycota; Tremellomycetes; Tremellales; Cryptococcaceae. The record is from RefSeq and is a predicted model, not a curated record. The transcript is spliced from 3 exons.